UACUGCCUCUUCCGAGAGGCUUUUUUUUUUUUUUCUCUUCUCGUCGCGGCACCGGGCUACCGGCGGGGCAAGAUGACGUCACAGCGGCGGGACGCACGCAGGCGGAACGGCGCUGCGCGGCGGCGAGUCUAUGACGACUUCAUGGGCUCAGCCAAAAAUGUGAUCAGCGAAUCUGUUGACGCAGAGGAGAAAUAUAACAUGAUGGCUUCUUUCCAACGCUCUAACAGUCACGACAAAGUCAGGAAAAUUGUAGCGGAGGAGGGUCGCACUGCAAGGAACUUGAUUGCUUGGAGCGUGCCACUGGAGAACAAGGAAGAGGAGGGAAAACCGAAGUGGCAGGUGGGAGCAAAAUCGAAGAGGAUAAACCAAGGAACACACAAAAUUAGCAAACAGAGCACGGCGCCCGAUUGCAAAAUCCCGCCAGUCUCCGGGGAGAAGGCCUUCUAUAAAAGCCCCACCAAGACAAGGCAGCCGCGGAAAGUGGACCUCCGGGCUCGAUACUGGGCAUUCCUUUUCGACAACCUAAGGCGCGCAGUGGAUGAAAUCUACGUCACUUGCGAAUCGGAUCAGAGCGUGGUCGAAUGCAAAGAGGUGCUGAUGAUGUUAGACAAUUACGUGCGGGAUUUCAAGGCCUUGAUCGAUUGGAUUCAGUUGCAGGAGAAGUUGGAGAAGGCCGAUGCUCAAAGCAGGCCAACCUCGCUAGCCUGGGAAGUCAAGAAGAUGUCUCCAGGGCGUCAUGUCAUUCCCAGCCCAUCGACCGACAGAAUCGGCGUGACCUCCAACGCCCGAAGAAGUCUCAAUUUCGGAGGGCCUCCUGCGACCGUUACCUCGAACCGUCUGGCUCCUUCCGGGGUCAGCUGGGCAGACAAAGUCAAAGCCAGCCACCCAGGAGCAGCUCCCCAUUCGGAGAAGGCGGCAGCCCAGAGCCAGGGCCCCCCUGCAGCGCAGAAGCCCUCCCGCCGAACGGAGAGGAGAGAUGCUGAAGGCUGGGAGACGGUCCAGCGAGGGAGACCUGUUCGAUCCAAAUCUUCUGCUUUGGUCCCCAAAACCACUCUGUCUGCGGAAUCAUCGCACUUGAAGGAUGACAGUGACAAAGAAAACGUCAUUCUUCCUCCACCGGUCCACAAACCAAAGGGUUCAUUGGCCGAGGACAGCACGUCGAAAAAUGUGGAUCCCAUCCCGAAAGACCCUUGCCAUCAGUGUGAACAUCCACUCACGGAGAGGACUCAGUUUGCAGGCCGGGCGUUGGAAGACCUCAAGGUCUCCGAGAAGAUCGUUGGACCUUUGCUACCCGUUUCUGAAGUGCCGCUUGUUCUCAUAGACGUCGAAUGCAACUCCGAGAGUCCACAGGUGGACGGCCACAUCGCCUCCAUCGCUCCAAAAAGUGAUGAAGCAGAAAAUGUCAAGAGCGAAAGCGAAAUGGACCCUGCAGAUAUUUCAAACUCCAUGGCCGAGGUGCUCGCUAAAAAAGAGGAGUUAGCGGACCGCCUGGAAAAAGCCAACGAGGAGGCCAUCGCGAGCGCCAUCGCCGAAGAGGAGCAGCUGACGAGAGAGAUCGAAGCCGAGGAGAACACCGACAUCAACCUAGAAACGGACAACGACAGCGACUUCUCUGCCAGCCUGGGCAAUGGCAGCAUAUCCUUCUGCGGCAUUUCCAUGGACUGGAAUGAUGUCCUGGCAGAUUAUGAAGCUCGUGAAUCGUGGCGCCAAAAUAAUUCCUGGGGAGACAUCGUGGAAGAAGAACCAGCUCGCCCACCGGGCCACGGAAUCCACAUGCACGAGAAACUCUCUUCUCCGUCUCGCAAGAGGACAAUUGCAGAAUCGAAGAAGAAGCACGAAGAGAAGCAGAUGAAGGCUCAGCAGCUGAGAGAGAAGCUCCGCGAAGAGAAAACGCUAAAGCUUCAGAAAUUAAUGGAAAGGGAAAAAGAUGUGAAAAAAUGGAAAGAAGAAUUGUUGGACCAGAGGCGAAGGAUGAUGGAGGAAAAAUUGCUCCACGCAGAAUUUAAACGUGAAGUGCAGUUGCAAGCGAUCGUCAAAAAAGCCCAAGAGGAAGAAGCUAAGGUGAAUGAAAUUGCAUUCAUAAACACGUUGGAAGCCCAGAAUAAGCGCCACGAUGUUCUGUCCAAACUGAAAGAAUACGAACAAAGACUGAAUGAAUUACAGGAAGAGCGCCAACGAAGGCAGGAAGAGAAGCAAGCCCGCGACGAAGCUGUCCAGGAACGGAAACGAGCUUUGGAAGCGGAGCGUCAGGCCCGGGUGGAAGAGCUGCUAAUGAAGAGGAAAGAACAAGAAGCUCGGAUUGAGCAGCAGAGGCAGGAGAAGGAGAAAGCCAGGGAAGAUGCAGCUCGGGAGCGGGCCAGAGAUCGGGAAGAGAGAUUAGCUGCUCUGACCGCAGCCCAGCAAGAAGCCAUGGAGGAGCUCCAGAAAAAGAUCCAGUUGAAGCACGAUGAGAGCAUCCGGAGGCACAUGGAGCAGAUCGAACAGAGGAAAGAAAAAGCCGCCGAAUUAAGCAGCGGAAGACAUGCCAACACGGACUACGCGCCCAAGCUCACCCCCUACGAGCGAAAGAAGCAGUGUUCCCUCUGCAAUGUUGUGAUUUCCUCGGAGGUGUAUCUCUUUAGCCACAUUAAGGGGAAGAAGCAUCAACAAGCCGUGAGAGAAAACAGCAGCAUCCAAGGCCGAGAACUCUCCGAUGAAGAAGUGGAACAUCUCUCCUUAAAGAAAUACAUUGUGGACAUUGUGAUAGAAAACACGGUUCCCUCCGAGCCUGGAAAAGACAGCGAAGAGAGGCAGAGGUCAAAAAAGAAAGCCAAGAAAUUGAAGGCACGGAUGAGCUCAAGGGCAAAGGAGUACGAGAACGGAGUGGAGUCCAAAAAUGUCUCCUGUGAGUCUCCGUACAAAGCAAAGCUACAACGACUGGUGAAAGAUUUGCUGAAGCAGCUUCAGAUUCAAGAUGGUAGCAAAAUCUCUGCUCUGGAUAGGAUUUUGGGAGAGGUUUCACGGAUCCUGGAAAAAGAGAAUGGGGCAGAUCAGGUCGCCUUCCACGUGGCUGGUGGGUUUUCCGCUCUGGAGCAAGUCCUUCAAGUUGCGACAGCGUCCAUCAACCUGAACUCCGUUUCAAGAAUCCCUUUGAAAUCACUCUGUAGUACAAUCAGCGCUUAUUAUCUGGCCUGCAAUAACUGUCUGGAAAACUGCUCCUAUGUUCUCUUCAGCAACAGGAUUACCUUUUUAACGGAUCUGUUGAUGCACCAAUUAAUGGUGUAUGUCCCAGAUGAUCACAAUGCUACCUCAGGAAGAGCAAUUAACAAGCAAGCUUUUGAAGGCCUAAUAACUGGAGUGCUCAGGACCCUGGCUGUAGUGUUUGGGUCUCUGAUGUCCAACCUACCGAACGCUAAUAACCAAAUUUGCGUGCCAAAAUUGAUUCAAGAUAUAAAAAACAAGACCUCCCAAGCUGAAAUUUUUAACAAUAGGAUACAAGACCUCAUCAGCUACAUGGUCAACAUCGGCUUAAUAGAGAAGCUGAGCUGCUGCUUCCUCUCUAUCCAAGGCCCAAUUGACGAAACCCCCAAAACGGCGGCUUUCUUGCAGAACUGCACCGCGGCCCUGCACGGGAUGUGCCAGCUGUGCUUCGCUGUCAAUGGCAGGUCCGGAAGCAUCUUCGCUGAGACCCACCAGGAUCCCACCGGGCUGGCGGCGGCUUUCAAGGCCACGGAUCUGGUGGGCGUUUUGCACAUGCUCUACUGCGUUCUCUUCCACGGCACCCUGGUGGAGCCGAGCGCGGCCAACCCCAAGGAAAGCUUCAUGGCAAACACCCUGCAAGUCGCUCUCCAGAGUUUGCGCUUCUUCAAUAGUUUUGCUCUGCUGGAUCUCUCCGCUUUCCAGUCGGUGGUUGGCGCCGAAGGCCUCUCCCUGGCAUUCCGGCACAUCAUCAGCUCCUUGCUAUGGCACUGCUCCCAUCACACCUGCGAAGUGCUGCUUCACGAAGUUAUUGUCUGCGUGGGCUACUUCACCGUCAACCAUCCAGACAACCAGGUAAUUGUGCAGUCCGGCCGCCACCCCACCGUGCUGCAGAAGUUGUGCCAGUUGCCUUUCCAAUAUUUCAGCGACCCUCGGCUGAUCAAAAUCCUCUUUCCGACACUAAUUGCCGCUUGUUACAAUAACCCACAAAACAAGAUCAUUCUGGAGCAAGAAAUGAGUUGUGUGUUGUUGGCCACUUUCAUUCAGGAUUCUACACAAGGCUCGGGCCAAACAGACAACCAGCCUUCGCAACAAAGGGAAACAUUCUUCAGUUCUCAAGAUUAUUUGGAGCUGUCAGACAGGUUCCCUCGGCAGACCUGGGAAGACGCCCGGGAGUUUUUCUUGAAGAAAGAGAAAAAAGGAUAAUUUAUUGAAUUGUUUGUUUGGUUUCGUUUGGUUUUGCCAAGAAGACGGUUUGUUUUUGUUUUCUUUUGUUUUUUCCCCUUGUUGAGCAAUUUCGGUUGUCUUGAAGAUGACGUUGGAAGGAUUCUACGAUCUUGGCAACGCAUAUAAUGUAGAUAAAUAUACAUAGAGAGAGGAAGCACAACGUUCUCGAUGUAGAUAAUAAGCUACGGGAAUUCCAACCCCCAGAUGAUUGAGCCUCCAAGCCCUCUAGGAGAUAUUGCUGCUUUAACAAACAGAAACAGAACAUCUUUUAAACUUUCUUGAGGUUGCAAGUUCAUGCAGAAGCUUAAAGAAACAGAAUAAGAGAGUUGGAAGGGACCUUGGAGGUCUUCUAGUCCAGCGGUCACCCACCGACAGAUUGACUCACGCAGAGAUCUCCUACACGAGACACUAUUGAUCUUGAGCCCGGAAAAAAAAAAUCAAUAUUGCUUAAAUAUCACCUGGCGGACAGCGGCAAAUAAAAAUAGAUAUUAUUGCUGCGCUUAAGAGCCUAAUGAUGGAGGAACCCUUUGCGGUGCAAUGCUGUGCAAUCUGUGCAACUAGGGCUUAGGCCCCAAAGAGGAGCUGCACCUACUUUAGCGCUUGUUCUGGAACCAGACGCGGAUCACGCGUGGGCUCAGGCCGGUCAUCUCCACCAGCUGCUCCUUCAUCAGCGCGUCCGGCCGCGGGUUGGCCGCGUAGCAGGAAAACUAUUCAACUUUUGAGAUGCAAACGGAUAUGGUGGCGUUCCCUGCAAAAAAAAAAAUACCGAGUCCACAAGCCGUGUGAACGGAGCCACGGAGCUAAACGGAGAUCCUGGCAGAUUACCCGCCUCGGGAUGGUCCCACAGCACAGGUGGGACUCAGAAGCCACGAGAAAGCGGCGAAGGGCAAACAGGUAAAAAGGCUCUUUUCGUUUACUUUUCAUCUGCACAAGAAUUGGAGCUGCUGCCGGCAGGAUUUCGAGGCGAAACUGGGAGCGAAACGGGAGGACAACCCCGACUUUUGGCCAGAGCGAGCUGCAGACUCCUUUCCUUUCGAAAUAAAACUCCCUCGAAAUCCGUGGGGGUUCAUGUCCGAAGAAGUCGACGCCCCCCCUCCUCCCGCCUCAGGAUUUGUGCACACAGCCCACCAGGUUUCUUAGAGAAAGAAAACCCAGAAAGAAAUCGAAUCUCACUCAGACGAAUGCUUUCUCUGAAGUAAAGUCAACAUUUAAUAAUCCUUCAAGUACAGAUUUAUUUGAAUUUUGGAGAAUAUUAACGAACGACUAACAUUUAUUUCCUCAAGAGAAAAAGAAAUUACAUUGGUUAUAGUUUUCUGGUGGACAAGCAUUCUUUGACCUACUUUAUAGAUUUAUGUUUAGGUUAUUAUAAUAAUAUAUCAUAAUUAUUUGUCAAUCUCUCCUCAAAAUGCUAUGGAACUUUCAGAUAAAAUCAAACAGGGCUAACAUAAUGCGAGACAACAGAUAUUUUGAUAAUAACAGAAUCAGUAUGCUUACUGAGGAUGGUUUCUAGAUCUGGGUGUUUUGAUUUGAUGAAUGGACAUAAUCCGUUCCUAGAGUUGAAUAAAAUAGCAGGAAAAUAUUUUUUGAAGAUUCAUGUAACUAAAACAAGCUCUUCUAAGUUAUCCAAUCACAUCAGUGGAUUUUGACUUACAAAACUGAUCCGUGGAUUACACGGUUUAUCGAUCGAUGGACAACUUCUUGCUAAAUAAUUGCCAAAGGUUUUGAAAUGUAAAUGAAUGAUCACAUUUGCAAAUGCUUUUUGUGAACCUGGAAAUUCUGGGUUUGAAACUUUCUCCCUAAUGGAUUAGCUUGUAACUGGAAGGUAAUUUAUGUAAGAAGGAAUUUAUUUCCUUCCCUUAACAUGAAGCUGUGUAAAUCCAUUUGUAUAGCACUUCAUGUGCAAAUUUCCAGGCAGAGCUUAUGAAAAGUAAGCAAAGCUGAAAAGAAGGCAACAUUAAAUGCAUCCUACUUCAGAUUUCUCCAAAAAA
Pantherophis guttatus is the source of this 6392-nucleotide messenger RNA. Lineage: Eukaryota; Metazoa; Chordata; Lepidosauria; Squamata; Colubridae. The record is from RefSeq and is a predicted model, not a curated record.